Molecule: messenger RNA, 526 nt
Organism: Gilbertella persicaria
Lineage: Eukaryota; Fungi; Mucoromycota; Mucoromycetes; Mucorales; Choanephoraceae
Product: Rdx family-domain-containing protein
Exons: 5
Coding region: 66-356 (96 amino acids)
Source: RefSeq, a predicted model, not a curated record
UGGCUAGUACAGACAAAAAAGUUAAACCUAGAGUUUCUAUCGAAUACUGUCCCAAAUGUCGUUGGAUGCUCCGUGCUGCUUGGAUGGGUCAAGAGCUUUUGACAACAUUUGAGAAUGAUAUCGGAGAGCUUGCAUUGAUUCCUGGCGAUGUUGGUAUAUAUAAUGUCAAAGUCAAUGAGACUGUUGUUUGGGACCGCAAAAUAACAAAAAGAUUUCCUGAGAUGAAAGAGCUGAAACAAUUGGUUCGAGAUAUCAUUGCACCUGAAAGAUCUUUAGGCCAUUCUGAUCGUAAAAAGGAAGAAACUGUCGUCAAUACUGAAGAAAAAGAAGAAUGCAAAACUUGUCCUAAAGAAUAAAAUCAGACCAUUACAUCCUAAAUUUUUGUUAUGCGGUUACACUCAAAUCAAUAAGGAAAUUCUUUUCAAUAAAGCAUAGUCGCACAAUGUUUAACUGUUGAGGCAAGCUCUUAUUGGACAGUUGUUGUACGCGAAUGCUUAUUUUUUUUUUUCACUUACCCGCUCUGUCC